AUCGGAUGAUCACUCCAACAAAUCACAACAGACAAGAAGGGACGUGUUGUGCAUUUCAAAACUCAACCUGACGAUGGCCACGCAGUGGUGUGGGAUCAAUAUGGUGUUGUUUUCACGCGACUUUAUCCGUUUGGUGGCAUCGUACCAGACUGGCAUGGCUGGCGCUGUACUGUCAUGCUUCCUCUGGUCGAGCUGGCCGGGCCUCGAAUGACUUCAACUUCGCGGUGGUGCUGCAUCGACUUGAAUUGGCCCACGUCGUUUCGGCAGCUCGUGGAGACCAACCACAAGAUUUGGACGGCGUGGUGGCGCCAGGAGUCGGUGGAAGUCGGGCUGCCUCACGUCUUUGCCACGUUGCGCACACCAAGCGGCUCGUCCUCUUGGACGCCAUUUGCUUUCCGAACGCGCUACUGUUGAAGCACCUGGAGCUCCCAAUGUACGCGAUUGCCACGACCUUCCAUUAAAACUUCGUCGACAUUGCAGUACGCGUCAAUAAUUUCGACGCGUUGAAAUGACUGCACCGACUCGACCAUGCAGGUUGCUCGACCGACGCGAUAGACUUUGCAGCCGGCCAUGGCCAUUUGGAAAUGGUUGUGUUUCUCCAUCAAGCCCGACGUGAACGCUACGUGGCCAAGUACUUGUGGACCCAAGGAUUGGUUGAUGUCCAAAUGACGUCCGAUCCGCGGCUGAAGCAAGAAUGUGCCCGGUAUGGACAGCUGAGGUCGAUGGAGUUUAUAUACGCCCGGGGGGGUCGUGGUUUUCGAGGUGCUAUGGACGUGGCCGCUUCGCACGGGUACCUGGAGGUCGUACAGUGGCUGCAUGGUCUUGGUGGCGUCGCCAGUUGUACGGUGCACGCAAUGGACUGGGCAGCGUAGAAUGGCCAUUUGGAAGUUAUCCAAUGGCUCCAUCGCCAUCAGCACGAAGGAUGCACCUCCAGCUGCUUGGAAAUGGCUUCCAUGCGUGACCAUUUAGCGAUCGUCCAAUUUCUACUUCAAGUGUACGAAUUCAGAGACCAUUUGGUCGGUCGAGAGUUGGAUGUGGCGGCGACACAUGGACAUUUGGCUGUGGUGCAAUAUUUGCACGUUCUGGACACAGCCCACAUAACCGUCGCAGCGAUGGACGGUGCCGCCGGCCGUGGCCACUUGGAUAUGGUGUGAUGGCUGAGCCAAAACCGCACGGAAGGCUGCUCGCACAAAGCCAUCGACUUGACGGCAAAACACAACCACAUGGACGUUGUCCAAUGGCUAUUGUAAGAUCACCAGCCCCAGUGGUUGGACCAGUGGUUUCGGCUACGGUUGCAAGGUCAUUGUACGACCGACGCCAUGGACGGAGCGGCCACCAAUGGCCAUUUGGAAAUGGUGCAGUAUCUCCACCUCCACCGACGGCGGGGUGCACCUCAUCUACCGUGGACAAGACCAUUGAACUCAACCGCGUACGUGUAGCGCAGUGGCUCGUGGAUCCCCAGCUCGUCCAAAACUAUAAUAGCCGCCACUCCAUGUUUGCCGCGGCUGCCAACGGCAAUUUGAAAGCCCUUGAGUGGCUCAUGUCAAAGCACCGCCCAUCCGUCGAAGAUUUUACGGCCAUGUACUACAUGGCCUCUCGCAUGGGAUAUGUCGAUGUCGUUGCAUACCUCCAGCAAUUGCAGCCCGAGGUUCAAGUGGACGUGAUCUCCCUAGACUUUGCGGCGGCAAUUGGGCACUUGAGCAUGGUUUAAUGGCUCUUGACGCAUCGCUCCGCUGCCGGUUGUGUGGUGCGGUGCGAUUACAGGAGGCCACGACACCAUUCCUCGCAUUCUUCGCAUGGCUCGUGGAGGUACAUUGUGUGCAGCUUGUCGAGGGCAUCACAAUGAGUAGUGUGGCCGCCACCAAUGCGGUUGCGUAGUCGCGACCCGUGAAGGCAGAAAAAACCACGACGGAAUGUUCAGUUUCCGAGUUGACUGGCAACACCUUUGAUUUGUGACUAUGAGAUGUAAAAAUAGACGAGUGGGUGGUGAUUCUUCA
Molecule: messenger RNA, 1997 nt
Organism: Aphanomyces astaci
Lineage: Eukaryota; Oomycota; Saprolegniomycetes; Saprolegniales; Verrucalvaceae
Exons: 2
Coding region: 1154-1711 (185 amino acids)
Source: RefSeq, a predicted model, not a curated record